AUGACGCACUUCGACUCCAUAAUCGCUUCCGUAGAAUCGUCCCAGAACCCACUCUCUGGUCUGUGGAAGCCGACACACCUCCGGCGGCUGUACUAUGGCCCGAAUAGCGUGAAGGAGCACCUGCUUGACUGCCUUCCUACCGAAACAUCCAAAGCCUUCAUCCUCACCGGUAACUCGCUGGCCACCAAGACUGGCUUGAUCAAGCAGGUGGAAGAGCAGCUCGGGCCAAGGCAUGCAAGCACAUUCAGCAAGAUCGGACAGCAUGCGCCGGUAAAACAGCUGGACGAAGCCACAGAGCUCGUGCUCAAAGAUGAGAGCAUUGACACUAUCAUUAGCGUUGGAGGCGGAUCACCUAUCGAUUCAGCCAAAGCCAUCAGCUAUCGUCUGAAUGAGAAGAAGAAGGGGAGGUGGUUGUACCACAUCACGAUGCCUACAACUCUUAGUGCUGCCGAGUGCACAUUGGGCGCAGGCUACACCAACGAAGAUGGCAUGAAGACGGGAGUCGCUCACCCCGAGCUCGCACCUCAUGUCGUCAUCUACGACAGCAAGUUUGCGCUCGAGACACCACCUUGGCUGUGGAUGAGCACCGGAAUGCGGUCGAUGGACCACGCCAUGGAGUUGAUGUACCACCCCACAUCGACGGAAAUGCCAUGCCGCCAGCUGGCGCUCUCGGCUGCAGCAGGUCUAUUCGAGAAUCUGCCCAAGUACAAGCAGAACCCCAAGGACGAGCAGAUCAUCACCAAGCUCCAGCUGGCGGCUUUCGCUUCACUCGGCUUUCUCGCAUUGAACAUAAAAGGAGCCCUAGGUCUGUCUCACGCCCUUGGCUACGCUCUCGGCUCCCCCUACCAAAUCCCACACGGCAUCACAUCAUGCUUGACACUCGGCCAUGUCGUGAAGCUGAAAGCGCAAGCUUCAAACGACGAUGCUGCACAGCUUGCCCGGAUGGCGCCGUUCAUUGGAAUCGCCAAGUCUGGUGAUGACAAGAAGGAUGCUGUGGCUGUUGGAGAUGCGAUCUUGAAGCUUGUCGAAGAUCUUGGCCUCAAGACGACGUUGACGGAGAAGAAUGUUGGGGAGGAUCAGGUUCAUACUAUCACGAAGCUGGCGACGAGGCAGGAGUCGGGGCCGCAGUAUGAUGCUGUUAAGCAGCUUGUUGAGAAUUUGUACUAG
Messenger RNA from Fulvia fulva, 1167 nucleotides. RefSeq names its product putative alcohol dehydrogenase. Gene Ontology annotation, cellular component: mitochondrion. NCBI's taxonomy places the organism in Eukaryota, Fungi, Ascomycota, Dothideomycetes, Mycosphaerellales, Mycosphaerellaceae. Bases 1 to 1167 code for a protein of 388 amino acids. Gene Ontology annotation, molecular function: alcohol dehydrogenase (NAD+) activity; metal ion binding. The record is from RefSeq and is a predicted model, not a curated record. The transcript is spliced from 2 exons.